AUGGAAGCGAGAGCCGCGAGACUUCAAGCUGCUCAACAAUUGGCGAGGGAACAACGAGCACAACAUCGGGCGCGUCGCCUCAGAAGAUCUCCAGAAUCUCCAGAACGUUGGGUUUUGCCACCGAGAGGACGGGCGGACCGAAUCGCCGAACGACUUGCGGAGGGGCUCGCGGCCCGACCGAUUCAACCUGAAGUCCAACCUGAAAUCGAAGAAGCGGUGCAACCGGUGCAACCAGUCCAACCAGUCCAACCAGUCCAACCGGCCGAACCUGUCCGACGACGAAGACUACAGCCAGAUUACGCAAGGAGUCUAGAAAUUGCCCGGAGAGCCGAAGAUAUGAAUCGUCUUCGGCCGUGGGGACGGAAUCCGGAUCCGUCGGAAAUGCGUCCGAACACCGACGCCGAGAGGUUGAUGCUCGCCGACCUGCUCCGCGGCUGGCCCGUUCUUCCGUACGACCAAGCGGAAACGAGGCCCAUGACGGACGACGAAUUCGAUCGAUUUGUGACUCAAAUCCGCACGGUGCACAUCCGACGUGGCCCCGCACUCGAUCCGCCUCACAUUAUUCAACUCCUUAAGCUGAACCUGCCCUACACACUGCGCAUGCCACACUUCCGACGGACUUGUGCGUUGAUCGGAACGGAAGGUGCGGAACGGAGAAGCGAGGUGAUGGGGCUGGUUGAACUGGAGGCGCAAUGGGAAUCUCCGGCCGCUGCUUCACCACCACCACCACGGCGUGUCCGGCUCAACCCGCAGGAUCCGAUUCGAUUAAGCGAUCGACGGGCCCUAUAUGAUCGUGCUCGGGAUGCCGGACGAGCGUUACCGGCAAUGCGUCCACCGCUUCGACCCAACUAUUAUACGGUAAAAGAUUUGAAAGUGUAAAGAUUGAAAUAGUUUGUAUUUUCAGGUGCAAGAAGGUCGGCUCCACCUACCCAGCGAGAAGGACAGCAACUACAAGACAUGGAAUGUAAGUUGGGGACCAAUAUUUUGUUUACAAUUGUGACUAUUUGUAAUUCAAAGCUAACUUUGAUGAAAGAAACCGUUAACCCCUGCAUUUUCUAGGCAGCGGACCUCCAAAACUGGCUGUCCCGCUUCAUAACCAACCGCAGGACGUUGCGACUGCUGAACCGUUGCAGCGGAGCCGAUCUGAAGCGCAUCGUGGACCCGGAUGUCGCGCUCACAGAGUUCCUACUCUCCGUCGACAAUUUUCUGCUGAUCGAGAACAACGCGCGGCUCGUUUUCAACGAUUUCCGCCGUCAAAAGUACCAGCGACGGCUUGCGGCCUACAAUCAAUCGAUCCUACAGUGGCAGAGAACGAAUCCGGGCGUCCCGCUCCCAUUAGACCGGCUCAGAGCCUGA
Caenorhabditis sp. 36 PRJEB53466 is the source of this 1356-nucleotide messenger RNA. NCBI's taxonomy places the organism in Eukaryota, Metazoa, Nematoda, Chromadorea, Rhabditida, Rhabditidae. The record is from the annotation of a GenBank genome assembly.